This is a messenger RNA of Megalobrama amblycephala (Wuchang bream), 1951 nucleotides long. Its product is annotated as E3 ubiquitin-protein ligase RNF152. Gene Ontology annotation, molecular function: ubiquitin protein ligase activity. The record is from RefSeq and is a predicted model, not a curated record. Lineage: Eukaryota; Metazoa; Chordata; Actinopteri; Cypriniformes; Xenocyprididae. The coding region runs from base 567 to 1334 and encodes 255 amino acids. The transcript has a single exon. Gene Ontology annotation, biological process: protein ubiquitination.
UUUGAAUGAAUGAACCUGAAAUAGUGGGCAAGUCACCUGUUUCUGGGUUAUUAGUUUCCAUGACAACAACGUGAGCAAACAGGUAAAUGACUCACAAUGGGGAAUAAUCACGGUUAAAUGACCAGCUUUCAUUUCCAGUCAGGAAUGUUUUAUUGGAAGAAAACCCAGAGACAGCAAAAAAGGAGUUAAAUCUACUGACGUAAACAGCAUCCUUUAGCAGAAAGGCUCGUGCCGUUUGACCCAGACGCGUGUCUGAUGCUUUGAUUGAGGUGUGAUUCCCGCGUCCCGCAUCUUUCCGGGCUCGGCGCGGUCGCAGCCACACAUCGGUUCUGGAUGAGAGGCGGCAUUACAUCACCUCCCUUCCGGACUGGAACGAUACGGUUAAUUAUUCAGGCUACUCAGCGUGCUCGGAGACUAAAAGAACCGUUCUAAAAAAGGCCUUACACAAAAAUGUCCGGGUUUAACGGGAGCACGGGCUUUCGCUGACAGGAUAAAGAGAAGAAAAGGCGGCUCGCGUGACUGCCUCGCGCCCAUUGUGUCGAGGAUGUGAGGCAGCGCGAGAUGCCAUGGCAGCGGAUGCAGCAACUAACGGGUCGGAGCCGCCUGGUCUCUCGGCACCAAAGGCGUUUCCCUACGAGGAGUACGAGUGCAAAAUCUGCUACAACUAUUUCGACCUCGACCGUCGCGCGCCCAAGAUCUUGGAGUGUCUGCACACCUUCUGCGAGGAGUGUCUGCACGCGCUGCAGCUGUGCGAGGAGCGGCCGUGGCGCAUCAGCUGCCCCGUGUGCCGCCACCGCACGCCCGUUCCGGACUAUCGGAUCCAGAACCUGCCCAACAACACCAAGGUCACAGAGGACUUCCCUCUGUACAUCGACUCGGACCCCGUGCCUCAAGAUGCUCUGCCGCCCCACCCGCCUCCGCUGCACCCAGCGCUCGUGGCGCUCAGGCGCGAGGAGGACGCGUCCGCGGCGUCCAUGGCGGGUCACGCGACACCGUCCACCACGACGGUGUCCACCGCGACCACACUGUCCCAGGACUCAGUCUCGCGCUAUGAGAGCUGCCGCAACUGCAGGCGGCUCGCGCUGACCACCGGAUGCGUGUGCGUCAUCUUCUCCUUGCUGUCCAUGCUCGUGCUGCUCUUCAUGGGCCUCAUAUUUGUGCACAGCCACGGCGGGCCGCCCUCGCCCGCGGGGCCACUCUGUCUGUCGGUCGCGAGCAUCCUCGCCAUGGUGUCGGCGAUGGUAACGUGGCUCCUCUACUGGCUCAAAGACAGACCGGAGCACGAGACGGGCCGCUCCUCUGCCACCACUAAUGCGAGCCGGAGAAACGCGUGACAGAAGAUCUGCAUCGUACGACAAGCCCUUUCAGCUUUUAUUCCUUAAUAGGCAACCAAAUAGUUCUUUUUUAAGUUAGUAUCAGUAUCUUUUAUACUAGUAGGCAGUAUAAUUACAGUAAAUCCCAACAAUUUUCACUAAGAAAUUGCUAGUAAAUUAAUUACGCAUUGAAUUACACAUGAAAUUUUGACGUAGAAAGACUGAAAUAGUAUUUUCUUGUAAAACACUCCAAAAUUUUUUGUUUUUAUUUACAACUUUGAAAAAUAUUUUUUUUUACAGUAGGCUAUACUUACUAGUAACAUUUCUUAUCUCACUAUUACAAUUGUUUAUAUUUGUGUAAUGAUUAGUCAGAAUAGCUACAUCAAGGUCCUUUUAGUUAACGUUAGUUUAUGCAUUAACUAACCAUGAGCAAUACAUUUUUACAGUAUUUAUUAAUAUUUGUUAACAUUAGUUAAUAAAAAUGCAUCUGUUGUUAGUUCAUGCUAGCUUAGGUCCAUUAAAAAUGGUAACACUUUACAAUAAGGUUCAUUUGUAAACAAUAGAUAAUGUAUUAACUAACAUGAACUAACAAUGAGCAAUACAUAUGUUACUGUAUUUAUUAUUCUUUGUUCAUAAAA